AUGGUGAUCAAGGCCAAGAAUCACCCCGCCACGGCACAAGCAAACGAAGAACCGUGUGAUCUCAGCGAUCAAUCAAGCACCAACACCAGCCCCAUCAUCUACACGCCCCCAGACUCCGGCACCGAAACCAACGCCAUGACAUCCUCAGCAAACAACAAGGGCGCCUCACCUUCUCUCCAAGCUCCCGCACAGCCAGACGAUGGCGGUGGUUCCUUCACCAUCACUACAACUCACGGUCCCAAGCCCGUCCUUCAGGACCCCAGUGCCGCCAAUAUUAGCAAGCGCGAGUACAUCUACUUCCUCCCUUACCCUCUGCCGCCAAACACCGAGAUCCCUUACUCCAUCCACCUCCCACAGAAGAACCCGCUGAACCUACCGUCUCACCAGUUCGAGCCUACAUCUACUUUGGUACUGACAAGCCCCAACCACACCUUCGUCGACAUUCGCAUCUACAAGUCGUUCUCGAAGGACGCCGUCAAUUCCAACAGCGCUGAUCCUGCGCCCAUCAAGGAGAGUACCAACGUAGGCAACUCCGCACACCUAGACUGGGCCUUCACCGGCACUUCCACCAGCGUACCCAUCACGCCUCCCCCCACCGGCCCACAGCACGGGAAAUCUGCCAAGAAGCUCAAGGAAGAAACUUGGGUCAACGUCACACACUCUACUUGGACUCACUGGCUGGACUCACGCUUCCCGGUCGGUCACAAGAACAUCCCGGUAGACGAAGGCGAUAUGUAUCCCAUCGCUCCCGGAUUGACGCUGGAGCAUGGACACGGAUACCAUCCCGCGCUUGGUGCGGUCAAGACUCACGAGGAGAUGUGGAGGGACGUCGACGCCGUAUCUACGAAUGAGAAGGGAAGUAUGGUAUGUGUGGUUAUGCGGUGCCAAGCUGAUCACGCGGGGGUUAGGGGCGUGGUCGUGAGGUUGGGACAGUACUGCCAGGGUAUUCUCAUGUGGGGUGAUAAGGUUACUGUCGAGCGGUGGGAGUGGGAAAAUGGCGAGGGAAAGACUGCGAAAGGGAAGGUUGGUGGGAACGGCGGAAAGUCAGAGGUGGAGAAGUGGAACAGGACUGUCAGGGUUGGUGAUGGUUUCUUGCCUUGUGGCGUUACCUUCAGGCCUGAGAUCUUGAGUGUGGGUGCGGUUGUCAAGUUCCAGGACUUUGAGUGGAUGGUGGAGGAGUGUUGGGAGUGGAAGUAG
Messenger RNA from Alternaria ethzedia, 1197 nucleotides. RefSeq lists its product as uncharacterized. Bases 1 to 1197 code for a protein of 398 amino acids. NCBI's taxonomy places the organism in Eukaryota, Fungi, Ascomycota, Dothideomycetes, Pleosporales, Pleosporaceae. The transcript has a single exon. The record is from RefSeq and is a predicted model, not a curated record.